AUGAAGUUGAGUGCGGAAAUUUGUCUCCUCGCUGGGGGCCUGUUGUCCAUCGUCGACUCUGUUGAAGCCAGGGGUUUCAAUCAAUCCAUAUCGCAAUGGCUCUAUACGAGUGAGAUUAACGACAAAGCCAUUUCCCUUCUAAAGCGCCCUGAAAUCCACGGUAUCCAGAGCUUAUAUACUUGGAAAUCCCUUGAGCCAGCACAAGACCAGUACGACUUUUCCGCCAUUGCAAACGACCUCAACAAAACAAAAUCUCACGGCAAGCAUUUAUGGGUUCAAAUUCAAGAUCGCAGCUUCGACAUUGCCUAUAACCCUGUUCCAAAAUAUCUGCAGGUUGAAUUUUACAACAACGGCAGUGUUCCACAAUGUGACUCGAAUGAUUGCGAUAAACACUUCGUUGCCGGCGGUUGGGCCACAGCUCAGUGGAAUCCCCAUGUUCGAGAGAGAUUCCAGCGCUUGCUGAAGAAACUUGCUGCCAGUUUUGAUGGCAAGGUGUACGGUUUCAACCUCGCAGAAACUGCCAUUGAAAUACAAGCCAACAAUGAUACCGGUUAUACCUGCCAAGGCUAUUUCGAAGGAACCCUCGACAAUGCACGUUACGCAGCUAGUAUUUUCAACCAGUCUUACGUUGUUCAAUAUGUCAAUUUCUGGCCGUGUGGCUGGGCCAAUGAACACAACUAUCUUUCCGAUUCAUUCCAGUUCUUUGCCGACAAUGGCGUGGGCCUUGGUGGACCGGACAAUAUCCCUCACAGUCCAAACAUGGAGAUCAAUGCCUACCGAUACAUGUCGAGAUACCGUGAUAAGGUUCCCAUUAGUGUGAUUGCGGUACAAGAGCCUGAUUUGGCCGCCAACAAUACGAAGACAGGCAAGCCAUUCACCAAAGAUGAGUUUCUCUCCUUCGCGGAGAAGGACCUGGGCUCCAAUAUUCUGUUCUGGGCUCUGUCAGCACCGUGGCUACAGCAGUAG
This is a messenger RNA of Penicillium soppii, 966 nucleotides long. RefSeq lists its product as uncharacterized. The record is from RefSeq and is a predicted model, not a curated record. The coding region runs from base 1 to 966 and encodes 321 amino acids. The transcript has a single exon. NCBI's taxonomy places the organism in Eukaryota, Fungi, Ascomycota, Eurotiomycetes, Eurotiales, Aspergillaceae.